GAAGGAAGCGAAGCAUGGCCCAAGACUUGUCCUGCACGGUUCUCUCCCUUCAUUCUUCGUUUGUUUUUCAACGUUUCUUGUCCUUCAUCGGUCUUUCCCUCCACUCUUCCCACCUAAACCCAACACCACGGUCCACACCUCCACCGCCUCUGGCCGACACCGGACCAACUCCCUUCAGCAAACCAUUCCCUUCAUACUCGGUGAAAAAAGUAAAGGAAAUGGCUGAGGGAGAUGAGGAUUUGCCAAGGGAUGCAAAGAUUGUGAAGUCACUGCUGAAAUCAAUGGGUGUCGAGGCCUAUGAACCCCGUGUUAUACACCGAUUUUUAGAACUGUGGUAUCGAUAUGUUGUCGAUGUUUUAACUGAUGCACAGGUGUACUCAGAGCAUGCUGGUAAGGCUGCCAUAGACACUGGUGAUGUCAAGCUUGCUAUACAGUCAAAAGUCAAUUUUAGCUUCUCUCAACCACCACCAAGAGAGGUCUUACUAGAGCUGGCUCGAAAUCGGAACAAAAUACCAUUGCCGGGGACAAUAGCUGGGGCUGGUAUUCCUCUCCCACCUGAGCAGGAUACGCUGAUCAGCCCCAACUACCAACUUGCAAUCCCAAAGAAGCAACCUUCCCCAACAGUUGAAGAAACCGAGGAGGAUGAAGAGCUUGUUGAUCCCAAUCCCUCGCAAGAACAGAGGACAGAUAUGCCACAGCAUACUCCUCAAAGGGUCUCCUUUCCCCUCAUGAACCGCCCAAAAUGAAAACUUUAUGAACUAUGUAGGUGCAAUUAGAUCGUCUGAAGAUAUUGGAACCAAAAAAAAAAACUAUGCAUCUUCUUUAAUGCUGAUUUGUCCGGGAGUGACUUCUCAUUAGUGAGAAGGCUGGUAAACUGCAAUCUUACAAGAGGUGGGAAACAUUCAAAUUGAGCAGAUAACUGUAUUCAAGCGCUGCGGAAAGAACCCAUUUGUAAAUGGAUGCCUAAGACUUGUUUGCCAAGGGGCUAUGAAUGAAUUACUUGCUUCCUUUUA
Messenger RNA from Carya illinoinensis, 1013 nucleotides. Its product is annotated as transcription initiation factor TFIID subunit 9-like. Gene Ontology annotation, molecular function: transcription coactivator activity; RNA polymerase II general transcription initiation factor activity; protein heterodimerization activity. The record is from RefSeq and is a predicted model, not a curated record. Gene Ontology annotation, cellular component: transcription factor TFIID complex; SAGA complex. The transcript is spliced from 3 exons. Gene Ontology annotation, biological process: RNA polymerase II preinitiation complex assembly; DNA-templated transcription initiation. The coding region runs from base 15 to 746 and encodes 243 amino acids. NCBI's taxonomy places the organism in Eukaryota, Viridiplantae, Streptophyta, Magnoliopsida, Fagales, Juglandaceae.